Molecule: messenger RNA, 1470 nt
Organism: Ceraceosorus guamensis
Lineage: Eukaryota; Fungi; Basidiomycota; Exobasidiomycetes; Ceraceosorales; Ceraceosoraceae
Exons: 11
Coding region: 1-1431 (476 amino acids)
Biological process (GO): protein N-linked glycosylation; cell wall mannoprotein biosynthetic process
Cellular component (GO): Golgi apparatus; membrane
Molecular function (GO): alpha-1,2-mannosyltransferase activity
Source: RefSeq, a predicted model, not a curated record
AUGUUGUUGCGGACCAAAGUUGCCAUUCUGUGCAUCGCGUGUCUCGUCGUCCUCUGGCUGAAUUGGCUCCGAGGCGACGCGCUCGAAAAUACAGAGUCGGGAUACAAGCCGCCCAAGUUGGAUUUGUCCAAGCUCAAUCCCUUGCCCAAGAGGCCCAUCAUUGGGAGCGAUGGCACGAGAUUGGACAGUCGCAAGCCUCGAGCAGCCUUCGUGAUGCUGGCUCGCGAAGUGGAACUGGAUGCGCUACUAAAGACGAUCCGGGAAGUUCAGAUGGCAUUCAAUGGCGAGAAACAUGCGCGGUAUCCGUACAUCCUACUCUCCGAUCCCGGUCUGCCCUUUUCGCCAUGGUUUCGAUCUAAAGUCAAGGCUGUCGCAUCCAGCGCUGGUGUUGAGGCUCGUUUUGCAGAAAUACCAAAGGAGCAUUGGGACAUCCCGAGCUGGAUCGAUCAGACGCGCAUGUAUGAAGGCUUCAAGAAGAUGAAGGCAGGCGGAAUGUUAUACGGCGAUAGUCUGAGCUACCGCAAAAUGUGCAGGUAUCAGUCCGGCUUCUUCUGGCGCCAUCCGAUGCUCGACAACCUCGAUUACUACUGGAGAUUAGAACCUGGCGUCAAAUACCCCUGCGACAUGCGCAGACGAGAUCCCUUCAGGUUUAUGAGAGACAACGGCAAGAAGUACGGCUUUGUGAUCACCAUCAAGGAAAGCCCGGGAACCAUCAAGACACUCUGGGUGAGCUCAACCGCCGCGACAGAGUGGAUCAAUACGCACAAGCAUCUGAUUCCAGCGGACAACUCCUUGCGCUUCGUCGCAAAGCCACACAUGAACGCUUACAACAAGGUGAGCAGAAGCGUCCCGCAUUUCGAGAUCGCAGACCUCUCACUUUGGAGAAGCCAAGCAUACCAGUCCUUCUGGGCCCACCUGGACGCUGCCGGAGGCACAUUCUACGAAAGAUGGGGAGAUGCGCCAGUGCACAGCAUAGCCGCUUCCAUGUUGCUCAAUCGUAAUGAGAUACACUACUUUGAGGAUAUUGGAUACUUCCACAACCCCAUCCAUCACUGUCCCAGAUCUCGCAAGGACGCCGCGAGAUGCGCAUGCGAUCCGCACCAGAGCUUCGACUAUGACAAGUUCGGGAUUUCGUGUCAGCGCGAAUGGGAUGCGCUGCAAGGUAUCAACUCGACCGACGUCAUCUUGCGCAUCAAUGAGGCCGAGGGUAUUCGCGGCUGGGGCGAGUAUGCCGGAGCGCCAGAUGGCUGGGGCCAGGAUGAGGACGUGAAAACGCUUGGCGGCAAGGAGUCGAAGCAAGCUGAGAAAUCCCAGACCGCCCCGGCCGCGGCCGCUGCCGCGGCCGUCCAACCCUGGUCAGGAGGUCUCAAAGGAGAUGUCCGUUUGGACGAUGAAGGCAAACCGAUGAAGGCGAAGCCUUUGCGGCCAUAAAGGAGACGCAAACAACGUCGCUCACGACGAACUUCACUG